AUGUCCUACAACGAUUUUACAAAGUUUUUGGAUGCUUCACCAACUCCAUAUCAUGGUAAGGGUUUAUAUUUUGUUGUUUCUUGGUUUAGGGAUCUUCACCAUGGCUGAGGUAACCGCAUUUAUAAAGGAAAUUUUAAACGUUUGGCUUGUUUUUUUGUUUUGAAAGUUUAAAGACAGUAAAUACGAUGUCUAUGGUGUGGUAAUAUAAAGGGAUUGUGUUAUAAUUUUUAUUUUUGGCUGAGAUAUGACUUAAAAUGGAUUUUUUUGUCUUUUUGACUUACAAGUGAAAGUUGAUUUAUGUUUUUGUUUUAGCUGUACAUACUAGUGUUCAACUGCUCAGAGAGGAAGGUUUUAAAGAGUUGAGGUUGGAGGACGAAUGGAAAUUGCAAAAGAAUGGCCGAUAUUAUGUUGUGAAGUAAGAUAAUAUAGCAGUUAUGCUUGAUUUUAUAUAUAUUUCUUGCAUUAAUAAGACUUUCAGAGCUUACUCAACCUUGAUUGCCUUCAUCGUUGGAAGCGAAUUCGAAGCCAAGAACGGAUUUGCUGUGGUAGGAGCUCACACAGACAGCCCUUGUCUCCGAGUUCGCCCAAGCUCUAAGUUGGCCAAAGAACAGUUCAAACAAGUGGCGGUAUCAACGUAUGGUGGAGGAAUUUGGCGAACCUGGUUCGAUCGUGGCCUUGGUUUAGCUGGUGUGGUUACUGUAAAGCGAGACAAUGGAAAUAUUGACCAUGUUCAUGUUGAUUUGGGUCGAAAACCGUUGUUGUUCAUUCCGAAUUUGGCUAUUCAUUUGGAAACUGAGAGGCUACAGCCGAAGAUUGACUCUGAAGAACAUUUGCAACCUAUAUUUUGUUGUGAUGAUGGGGAGAAGAGCGAAGGAUGUAAGGGUUUUUUUUCAAAAUUUAGGUAACAAAUUGUUAUUUUUUCAAUUUUAGAUAACAUUUUGAACCUUUUUUAAAAUUUUAAUAACACCAUUUUAGACGACCACCACAUCGAACUCCUAAACCUAAUUGCCAAGGACUGUGAAUGCAAAGUCGAUGAUAUCAUCGACUUUGACCUACGCACCUUCCCAACCGAAAAAGCCGAGCUAGGUGGACUAAAAGACGAAUUUGUCUUCAGUCCAAGACUCGACAACCUGUUGGGCGUGUACACCACGGUAAAAGGCUUGAUUGAGUCCCAAAAGCAGCCAGUAGAAGCCAAGUAUGAUAAUAUCACUAAAGUGGCGGUAUGUUUCGAUCAUGAAGAAGUUGGCUCCGGUUCGGCUGCUGGGGCAAAAUCUCAGGUUUUCGAGCAGGUUCUGAGACGAUUGGUGUUGGAGGGUGAGCUUUUGAAUUUUUUAAAAAUUUUAUGUGUGUUUGGAAAAGUGAUUACAAGUGAUUGGCGAAAAAUGACAUUUUUGAUUUGGAAUGACAUUAUGACAUUUUUAGGCUUAAAAGUGACACUUUUGGAGUUAUAGUGACAUUCUUUAGCCUAAAUGGUUUUUUUGCUUAAAAUGUCAGUUAAAGGAAAAAAUGUCAUUUUUAAGCUUAUAAUGGCCUUCUUAAGCUUAAGCUGACAUUUUUAAGCCUAAAAUGACGUUUCUAACUUUAAAAUUAAAUUUUAAGCCUAAAUUGACAUUUUUAAGCUUAAGUGACAUUUAUAAGCUUUUAAUGACAUUAUUAAGCCUAAAAUGACAAUUAUAAGCCUAAGCUGAUGUUUCUAAGCCUAAAAUGACGUUUCUAACUUUAAAAUUAAAUUUGAAGCCCAAAUUGACAUUUUUAAGCUUAAAAUGACAUUUUAAAGCUAAUAAUGACAUUUAAAACCUAAAAUUACAUUUGAACUCUAAAAUAACAUUCUUAAUCCUAAAAUAAAAGUCGUAACCUUAAAAUGCCAUAAGCUUAAAGUAAUGUUCCAUGCUGAAAUUUAUAAGCCUAAAAUUACGUUUAAAUCUUAAAAUAGCAUUUUUAGGCGAACAAGUGAAUCAAGAGAAUUUUUCCCGUGCCAUGGCUAAGAGUUUGAUAAUUUCGGCCGAUCAAGCUCACGCCGCCCACCCCAACUUUUCCGAUCGCCAUGAACGAAACCAUCGCCCGCGCUUCGACGGUUCAGUGGUCGUUAAGAUCAACGCCGACCAAAGAUAUGCCACUACAACAACCUCAUACUCGGUGUUGAGUGAAGUCGCUAAACUAGCUGAUGUUAAACUUACUGUAAGUUUGUUUUGACAAUUCUAGUGAAACCUUAUCUUUGGAUGACAUUUUUAGGCUUAAAGAGACAAUUUGAGCCUAGAAUGAAUUUUAUAAGCCUAAAAGGUCGUUUUAAGCCUACAAUUAUAUUUUUAAACUUAAACUAAUCUUUAAGUCUAGGGGACAUAUUCUAAGCCUAAGGUGACGUUUUUAAUAUGACAUUUUUUCAGAAAUUCGUGGUCAAGAACACCUCACCAUGCGGAUCGACCAUAGGCCCGUUUAUUUCGGCCAAUUUGGGUUGUCUAACUAUCGAUGUGGGCUGUGCUCAAUUGGCCAUGCAUUCGGCUAGAGAAUGCGCUGACGCUAAAUCGGUCGAUAAUGCCAUCAAAUUGUACUCGGUAAGUUGUUUUAAGAUUUUAUGUUUUUUGAAUUAUCAAUGGCAUUUUUGAAGAGAGAAAGUGCAAAUUUUGUUUUAAAAAUUCAUUUUGAGAUAAAAAUGUUACCUUAGGCGUCCAAAAAUGGAACAUAAACCUUAAAAAUGUCACGUUGGUUUUAAAAUGUCAGAUUGGGCUUAAAUGCCAUUUUAGAUUAAAAAAUGUCACUGUGGUCCUAGAAAUGUCAUUUUAGGCUUAAAACGUCACUUUAGGUUUUAAAAUGUCAUCUUAGGCUUAAAGACAUCACUUUAGGCUUAAAAAUGUUAUUUUGAGCUUAAAAAUCUCAUUUCGUGUUAUAAAUCUCAAGCUGGGCUUAACAUUCCAAUUUGGCUAAAAUGGCAUUUCUAAUUUAAAAAUUUCACAUGAAGUGUCGUUUUUAACCCAAGAUGUCAUCCUUUCACAUUAUUUGUCGAUUUUUUCAUUUUCAGACCUUCUACAACAACUACAGCCAAGUGGCAUCCAAGUUUGAAUUUUAA
Molecule: messenger RNA, 3064 nt
Organism: Bursaphelenchus okinawaensis
Lineage: Eukaryota; Metazoa; Nematoda; Chromadorea; Rhabditida; Aphelenchoididae
Source: the annotation of a GenBank genome assembly